GACUGACCUGUCUUAGUGGAGUUGAGAGGUCUAUGCUUGGCUCUUCUCCAGUGGGGAGUUUUCUCCGAAUGGAAGCGGGUUGUUUUCAGUUCCUCCAGAAGUUAUGGAGACUCAAGUGCAUCUGUGUGAUAAUCUUCAGUUUAUGUGCUGUAUUCUAUGUCUUCAUGAUGAAAGGACAGCUAACCGAAAUCAAACUGGGGUGGGAUGAAACUCCAUUGUCCUUGAAGCUUUUGCCAGAAGAAAAAUACAAGUCCAUGUUCUUGUUUGAUGGAAUUUGGCUAGGACCAAAAAACCGCUGCGAGUGUGUCGGAGCCAAAAAGCUGACAGUCUAUCAGUUGGGGAACUAUAUUGAUAAGGAUAAGCUUGCUGCUGUCACAGAAAGGCGCGAGAAGGAAUUUGUGGAUUAUCAGCGAAGGUAUCCCUUCGAGACAAAAGAUGUCCUUAUUGCUCAGCCAAACACUCCUUUAAGCUAUCCGAUUCAAGGAGCUGAGGUGAUGCCUUUGCACACCAUGGUAAUUCCAGGGCUUGGUUUCCAUGGAGCAAGUACAGAAAACCUCCAGGUGAUCCUACAAGCUUCAUUUGGUGCUCUCAACACCCUGGCUGAUGUAUCCCAAGACGUGGUAGGUGGGCGAGGGGAAAAGAAGCUGACCAUCUCUACUCCCCAUGUGAAGCUACUGAAUUACAUCCUGGAACACAUCACGUACACAAGCACAGAGUAUCUACUCGAUGUUGUGGAUCUGGUGACAUUUACCAUGGGGACUCAUCAGGUGAGGUUUCCUGUGACCAUCCGACAGCCGGGCCUUCCUAAGCUGUUUGACCCAGGACCAGAUUACAACAUCAGCAAUAUGGUGACCAUCACAACCAAGACUUUCUUGCGCUACCACAAGCUUAGGGUCCUCCUUGAGAGCAUACGGCAGUAUUAUCCGAAUAUGAAGGUCAUUGUGGCAGACGACAGCGAACAUCCUGAGAUUAUUCAACAAGCCAACGUUGAGCAGUACAUUAUGCCCUUUGGAAAGGGCUGGUUUGCUGGAAGGAACCUCGCCAUCUCUCAGGUCACGACCAAAUACUACCUCUGGGUGGAUGAUGAUUUUGUGUUCACCGCAAACACCAAGAUUGAGAAACUAGUGGAUGUGUUGGAGAACAGCAACUUGGAUGUGGUCGGAGGCAGUGUUGGUGGCAAUGACUACAAGUUUAAGGUAAUCUAUGAGGAAGGAGAGGACAGCAGUUGUCUGCACAUCCGAUAUGGCUCUUACCACCGCUUGAAAGGCUUUCCCAAUUGUGUGGUCGCCAGCGGCGUAGUCAACUUCUUCCUUGCUCGUACUGAGGAGAGCAGGCGUGUUGGGUUUGACCCUAAGCUGCAAAGGGUGGCUCACUCAGAAUAUUUUAUGGACGGACUGGGGAUUUUGCGAGUCGGCUCCUGCAAUCAUGUUGUCGUCGGUCACCAGCCACACCGCAGUGCGAAAAGCACACAAGAGGCUGACGUCGAGAAGACUUACGGCAGAUUCCGAGCCAAUACUCAGGAGCAGGUCCGGUUCAAACUGGCUUUACAUUACUUUAAGAACAGGAUGAAAUGCUACACCAAGGCUUGACUGCCGUCUUUCAACUCUACUGUUCCCUAAUCUCCUAGAGGGCAUCUUUCAAGUGGCAAUGGGCUCACCUGAAGGGACUCUCGAUUAUCUUGGAACAAGCAACUGACUGGAGCCACAAAAGCGGCCCAAACCCACUGAGUGAAAAUCAGAGCUCUUGCUUAAUCUUUUGUGGGACUUCCCUGUUGGGGGGUUUCUUGCAACAGGACCCUACUGUGAAAUGCGUAUUUAAAGUGCCAUGGAUCUCCACAAACACUCUUCUUCCACUGAAACGCCUGUGUGGUGAGACGGCGGCCAUUUUUGUUAUCUGCUCUGUGUUAAAGGCAAUAUAUGAAAGUUGUAUGCUGUGCUAAAGUGGAAUUUAGUUCCUCUACGGACUUUUAACCCUGGCUGUUUUUAAAGCCAGCUCAAACCAUGAAGCAAACCUGUGAAUGCUGACCCAUCUUUCCUUUCCACUCUGUAUUUUAUUUUAGGUUGCUUUUUUAAUGUUUUUUGUGCAACAGGAGGAAACUGUGUUGAAGGGAGUGAGUGCAAGCCCCUGGUCCUCUUAAGAGCAUAAUUAUCAGCUAACUGGGUUGAAAGAGAUUAAAAAGGGAGUCAGCUGUGGGCCAACUCCAGUGGGGACAACCUCGAACGGGAGACACCAAAGGGAACCACUCCUUUGGGGAGACAUGGGGCAGGAACAAGAAUCCAUGGUACAUUUUUGUGGUAGACAGCCUUAAUGAUAGGUGGAGAGGAGUUUGGGGCUGCAUAUGGGUUCUGCGUGAGAGUCAAGCCCCUGGUGCAAGUGGGAAGGUUAUUGGCUAAGGAGGGGUAAGGAGCUAGUUUAGAGUGAACUUUGAGAUGGUUAGACCCUUUUGCACUUUUAACGGGGCAGUUGUUCACUUGCACUCGGGGGCACAGUAUCCUCCCACAGAGUAGGAUACUAUUAUUUUGUCCCUCCCGUAACUCCUAACUGGGGAGGGUGGGAAGAGCUUCAGUUCUCCUUUGGUGGAGUUGAACAGUUGCGUUGGAGUGGAGAAAACCAAACACAGCAAACAAAAGACAAAAUUUUGGGUCAGAGGGAACAGGUAGGGAAGAUCCAGUGGUCUUGAGGAAGAGAGCUAUGGAAAGGGCAGUAGGCGACAUUGUCAUAGGAGAGUGGGAAGCCAGACUCUUGAUGUUGGUUGUCCCUGUUCAGCUGCACUCCCAGUAGACUUUAGUACCUAUGCUGACCUGGU
Podarcis raffonei (Aeolian wall lizard) is the source of this 2806-nucleotide messenger RNA. RefSeq names its product beta-1,4-N-acetyl-galactosaminyltransferase 2 (gene B4GALNT2). Gene Ontology annotation, biological process: UDP-N-acetylgalactosamine metabolic process; UDP-N-acetylglucosamine metabolic process. Gene Ontology annotation, molecular function: hexosyltransferase activity. Gene Ontology annotation, cellular component: Golgi membrane. The coding region runs from base 33 to 1589 and encodes 518 amino acids. The transcript has 11 exons. NCBI's taxonomy places the organism in Eukaryota, Metazoa, Chordata, Lepidosauria, Squamata, Lacertidae. The record is from RefSeq and is a predicted model, not a curated record.